This is a messenger RNA of Notolabrus celidotus (New Zealand spotty), 7324 nucleotides long. It is a transcript of the gene nrcama, whose product is annotated as neuronal cell adhesion molecule a. Bases 277 to 4134 code for a protein of 1285 amino acids. NCBI's taxonomy places the organism in Eukaryota, Metazoa, Chordata, Actinopteri, Labriformes, Labridae. The record is from RefSeq and is a predicted model, not a curated record. The transcript is spliced from 31 exons. Gene Ontology annotation, molecular function: cell-cell adhesion mediator activity. Gene Ontology annotation, biological process: brain development; cell-cell adhesion.
GCUGAGUGAGGGACGGACGCACUGGCCGGGCACAGUCCCUCUCUCUCUCAUACACACACAUACACACACAUACACACACCUCAUCCUUUUCUACAGCAUCAGCACACACAGAGUGGCGGGGGAGGAAACGGGAGCCGGUUGCUGCAGACGGUUUUAACCAGUUCCUGAGCACAGACUGUGGCUGCGAUUGAAUCCUCACAGUUGAAAGUCUUCUCUCCAUUCACCACCCCCUGAUAAAGACCGGACAGAAAGAGGUUUUCACUGUGACUCCUCACCAUGGACGGGAACAGGAAGUGGGUGCCAGGCUUUGGAGCUGUGCUAUUGAUCCUCUUGAGUCACACGACCUCAGCACUGGAGGUGCCAUUGGAUCCUAAAGUUCUGGAAGGAUUGCCCCAACCCCCCACUAUAACGCUACAGUCCCCGAAGGAUUACAUCUUUGAUCCGCGGGAGAAUAUUGUCAUCCACUGUGAGGCCAAGGGGAAGCCUCAUCCCAGCUUUUCCUGGACGAGAAACGGGUCGCACUUCGAUGUGGAGAAAGACUCCAAAGUCCUGAUGAAACCCGGGUCAGGAACUCUGGUCAUCGACAUCAGCGGGGAAAAGGCCGAGGCUUACGAGGGAACGUACCAGUGUACGGCACACAACGAGCACGGCACGGCUGUAUCCAACAACAUCGUCAUCAGACAGUCCAGGUCCCCCUUGUGGUCGAAGGAGAGAAAUGAGGUCAUCGUGGUGCAGAUGGGAGUCCCCCUGGUGCUGCAGUGUCGACCCCCUGCAGGGCUGCCUCCACCUGUUAUAUUCUGGAUGGAUAACAACUUCCAGAGGUUACCGCUGGAUAAACGAGUGUCCCAAGCUCUGAAUGGAGACCUGUACUUUUCCAACGUUCUCCCUGAUGACAGCAGACCCGACUACAUCUGCUACGCCCGCUUCCCUCACACGCAAACAAUCCAGCAGAAGCAGCCCAUCUCAGUCACCGUGCUGGACAACAGCCCAGAGGGGGAGCGUCGCCCUGGUUUCAUGUUGCCGGUGGGCACCACCAGCACUAAGAUGGUUCUGAGAGGGGAGACUUUGGAGCUUGAAUGCAUCGCUGAAGGCUUGCCCACUCCAGAGAUCUCCUGGCAGAAGGAUGGAGGAGAGCUUCCAAGCAACAGGAUGACUUUUUCUAACUUCAAGAAAACACUUAAAAUUUCUGAUGUGAAUGAAGGUGAUGGUGGAGACUACCGCUGUACAGCCGCAAACAACCUGGGCACUGCUCACCACAUCAUCAAGGUCAACGUCAAAGCGGCUCCUUUCUGGGUCAGUGCUCCCAGGAACCUAAUCCUCGCCCCCAAUGAGACGGGCAUCCUGACAUGUCGAGUCAAUGGAGAACCCAAACCAAAGAUCACCUGGUUUGUCAACGGGGUAUCUAUAGAGAAUGCACCAGAGGACCACAGUCGGAAAGUGGAGGACGACACUGUGAUUCUCAGCAAUGUUCAAUCAGGGUCUAGUGCUGUCUACCAGUGCAAUGCAUCCAAUGAGUUUGGUUACCUGAUGGCAAACGCUUUUGUCAACGUUCUUGCUGAGGCACCAAGAGUGCUCACCCCACCUAACAGAGUGUACCAGGUCAUCACCAACAAUCCUGCAUUACUCCACUGUGCCUCCUUUGGCUCCCCAAUACCAGUGAUCACAUGGUUCAAAGACAGUCAGACCAGCAUCAAGAAUGGCGACCCUUAUGUGAUCCAUGAGAACGGCACAUUAGAGAUCCAUGUGGCCCAGCCCCUAAACAGUGGAAAGUAUACCUGUAUUGCCACCAACAACCUGGGAAUAAAGGAGAACCAUGUGUUCCUGGAGGUCAAAGAGCCCACUCGUAUCCUGAAGCAGCCGGAGUACAAGGUGGUGCAGAGAGGGAUGAGCGCUAUGUUUGAGUGUAAAGUCAAACACGACCCCUCCCUUAUUCCCACCAUGACCUGGCUCAAAGACAACGGAGAGCUGCCUGAUGAUGAGAGGUUUGUUGUGGACACAGACAGUCUGACCAUCAGAGAUGUGACAGAUGGAGAUGAGGGGACCUACACUUGCAUCAUGAACACCACCCUGGACCAGGAUUCAGCCAGUGCAAUGCUGACUGUUGUAGAGAAACCUGACCCUCCAUCUGACCUGGAACUGACUGGCCAGACAGAGCGGGGCGUUCAGCUCACCUGGAUCCCAGGAGAUGAACACAACAGUCCCACACAGAAGUUUCUGAUCCAAUACGAGGAUCUUCUCCACCAGCCGGGAGUCUGGGUUAACCUCACAGAGGUUGCUGGUAUGAGCACCACAGCACAGUUGAAUCUCUCUCCAUACGUGUACUACUCCUUCAGAGUCCUGGCUUUAAAUCACGUUGGCUACAGUGAACCCAGCCAGUCUUCAAGCCAAUACAGGACCAACCCUGCAGCUCCGGAUGAAAAUCCAUCAAAUGUUCAGGGGACAGGAAGUGAGCCUGGCAACAUUGCCAUCUCCUGGACACCACUGACAGGAUUUCAGUCCAAUGGGCCCAAUCUGGAGUACAAAGUUCAGUGGAGACAGAAGGAUAUGAAUGAGGAAUGGUCCUCAAAUACUGUCGCCAAUGUUUCCCAGUUUGUCGUGACCGGAACUCCAACUUAUGUGAAGUAUGAGAUCACGGUUCAAGCCUUGAACGGGUAUGGAAGCGGCCCUGAGCCUGAGAUAGUGAUCGGAUACUCAGGAGAAGACUUGCCUCUGUCUGCUCCCAAUAGUGUUCAGGUCAUGGUUCACAACAGCACACUUGCAGAGGUUCACUGGGAGCCUGUGCCUUUUCCUUCAGUCAGAGGAAAACUACAGGGAUACAAGGUGUACUACAGUCGUGAGCGAGGUUUGCAUGAGACAGAAGGAGAAACCGAGAAGCAGGAGGAGCAGGUUUUGAAGUUCAGUGGGAAUCGUACCGAUGGACGUCUGCCGGGCCUCCAGCCAUACAGCCUCUACAACGUCUCCAUCAGGGUCCUCAACAGCAAGGGAGAGGGACCCCCUAGUCCCAGCAAGACAUUUGAGACGCCUGAGGGAGUUCCAGGACCUCCGUCUUUCCUGAAUGCUGUACACCCCAGCUUGGACUCACUCACUUUGGAAUGGGGCCCACCAGCAAACAACAAUGGACGCCUUGCUGGAUAUACACUGAAAUACCAACCAGUCAACAACAGCAAUGAACUGGGCCCAUUCAAAGUGAUGACGCUCCUUUCCAAUGAGACCUCCAUCACUCUGGGCAACCUGAACUCCAGCAUGCUCUAUAAGUUUUACCUGAGUGCAAAGACAAUCAAGGGCUCUGGCCCGUUCAUCACAGAGGAGGCCUUCACUGUCAUGGACACUGGCCUCACAGAGCCCCCACACCCAACCUCCCCCAUCACUCAAUCUCCGCACCCCCCUCUUCACAAGGCGCCACCUGUAGGCCCUGCUUUUGGCACAGUUAACACGUCCGUCUCAGAGGAGGGUGCAGUGAUCAGUUGGGAUUACUUUGGACACCAUAAGAAUGUUUAUGUGGAAUAUAGUGUAGAAAACAGUAAAGAGGACUGGAAAAAGGAGUUGGUAAACGGUUCACACUGGCAUAUGAUAAAAGGUUUAAAGCCAGGGACGUUGUAUAAGGUUCGGGUGGUAGCUAGAGACCCGGCUGACCCAACGGUCCACAAGACAGAUGAGGUGUUGGUUACAGUGCCAGCCAUACCAAGCCGACAGGUAGACAUUGCCACCCAGGGCUGGUUUAUUGGGCUGAUGUGUGCCAUCGCUCUACUCAUCUUGGUCCUCCUCAUAGUGUGCUUUAUCAAGAGGAACAAGGGUGGCAAAUAUCCAGUGAAAGAGAAAGAAGACGCUCACCAAGACCCAGAAAUCCAGCCUAUGAAGGAGGAUGACGGGACGUUCGGAGAGUACAGGUCUAUAGAGAGUGACACAGAGGACCACAAGCCGUUGAAGGGCAGCCGGACGCCGUCCAAUGGAACGGUGCGCCGUGAUGAGAGUGACGACAGCCUGGUGGACUACGGGGAGGGUGGGGAUGGACAAUUUAAUGAAGACGGCUCCUUCAUCGGCCAGUACAGCGGCAAGAAAGAAAAAGACACUCACGAAGGCAACGAGAGUUCGGAGGCCCCGUCGCCCGUCAACGCCAUGAACUCGUUUGUCUAACGACGGCCAGUGGCCUGGCUGCGACGGUUGCUACGGCCGCUCCUUGUCACCCUGGCAAAUGUGACCACAGGCACCGCCUCGCUGGUGACAGUUGCUAAGGUGACAGUCGAUGUGGACGCCUUCCUCUAACCAUGGUGGCUGUCACUAAGACUGCUGACACACCCUCAUCUUCAGCCCCCUGUCACACUGUGACCUCUGAUCAACACACACUCAGCGUGGAAAUGACCACACAUCCCCCAUGACCAUUCAAAGAAAGUGUGAGAGAUGAGGGACGAGAGGACUCUGAGAAGAGAGAAGGAGAGAGGAAGCAAUACAGAAGAAGCAGAAGGAAUGUACUGGGGAGAGUUUUACCACUCAGACUGAGCUGAAGUUUGGCCAAGUGCGUGUGUGUGUGUGUUAGUGCCAUAUGAUCUUUGCAAACAUCCUACAACAUGUAUCCAAAUAUAUAUUUUAUCUUAGUACAAUACACCACCCACAGGCAGGCAAAUAUGCAUCAAAUAACACUCAUCUGCAUGAAAAUAUCAUGAUUCUAUUAUGCAUUUUACCACCCUCAUGUAAGUGUUCCAGAUCUGAGCUGCGUGUUGGGACUGUAUAUGGUGCACGCCUGGAUAUGCCUCUUGUUGUUUUUCAUUUUUUUCAAGUGUUCAAUGGCGUUUGAUAAAAAGAGAAAAAUGGCAGCAGUGUCUCCAUGGACACGGCUGUGAGAUGUGUGACACAAAGUAGACGCUAGCGUUUGUCUUUUUAGACAGAUGAACUGUUUGUACAUAUGUAAUAGAAUAAGAAGAGAUCUAUAUUCUAAGGUCAGGGAUGUCCGUUCGUAGUCUUUGGAAACCUGGCCAGAAACACUUUCAACUCAGCUUCGAGUCACUCCUUAUCACACCAGCCAGCCAGAACUCCCAAAUCUACUCCAGUCGGCCUGUUUUUGGUUUUCUCAAGCUUGCUCUUCCCGCUUUUUCUUUCACAAUUUGUUCCUCAAUACCAACCCUAUGCUUGUUCUUCCUGAGCACUAACCAAACACAAGUGGAGGUGUGAUCGAUCCGUUGUCACUGUCAAGUGCUUUCACUUCAUUUCAUGAGCCACUGUGCAAGGUUUUCCUCUACUUUAUCACGGUAUUGUAAGAAUUAAAAGCUACCUGGAUGAUGUCUCAAAUAACACUUCCACUUAUCUGCUAUUUAGUUUGGCAGAAAAGAGAAAAGAUGUUAUGAUCAAGAACCUCUCAGCACGGUUUCUAGUGCCUUUGUAGAGAACAGUGACUCAGAUCCAUACAAAUACAUCCCUCCUCACACAUGUAACAUGAAUACAGUGCAUACAAAGUACUAUUACACACAUUACUCUUGUGCCACUAUAAGGCUUUUCACAUAUUCAAAACAACAUUUGAAAGUCAUGGGGAAAAAGCUCUUAAGGGAUCUGUUGAUGUUAAAAAGUUGUUCAUUAAGUCAUUUAAAAACAAGACCAUUUAUUGCAAGCUAGUUACAGCUAAUAAUGUGGGCUAACAAUUGUUUCUAAGUCUGUAAAAUACAGACUUUAAAAUGAGCUUUUCACAGUACAAUACUGGCAUUUCAAGUGAGGAGUACUUUUCAGUUAGAUUGUUAUGGCCUUGUUGACAAUCAUACACUCAAACAUAGACAGGCAUUUAAACAGACAACCAAAUCCCACUAUCCAGCCAAGAUUAAGAGGCAGAUGAAAUGUGUAGGAAACCUGGUCAGAGCAUGAACGCCUCACGAGAUGUCUCCAUGUCAAGCCCAUUCAUGUUGAGGAGGAGCCGCUGCUCAGCAGCACCCAACUACUGCCAACCUGCUCACCAGGUAACUGCCAACAGGAACCAGACUCACCAUCUGGCACAGACCACUAUCAGGGCGGGACUUCCUGUUACAGGUAGCACUUAGAAAUGAUGGGUCGUAAAUCUGCGUAAAGAUACUGAAUGUGGAAACAAGUGUUAUCUGUUAAUGUGAAUGAAAAUAUGACUUGCUUGUUUCACUACGAACGGUAAACACACUGGUGACUUUUGGUUUAUGCAUUUAACCUUCUGUCCGUGUUUGUCGUCAGGGCAGCACUCGGUGAGUUUUCUAUUACUGUAAAUGAAUGAAGCUUGUGUGCGAAUGUUUGGGUGCAUGAGCGUGUGUGUGGGGAUGUGCGUGUGUGUGUGUGUGUGUGUGUGCGUGUGUGUGUGUGUGUGUGAAGCACAUGCAUGCUACUGUGUUACAGCGUGCGUUGUGUAUCCUUUUGCUUUCAAUUUCCAUGGAUAACAGUCUAUGAUUCUGAUGUGUGUCCAGCAGUCCACUCCUACUCCCAGCAGGAGAUACAAGACUUCUUUUUUUUUUUCAGAAAACAUUUCCACAUCUUACUUUUAUCAUAACUUGCAUCAAGUUUUUAGGUUUGCGAUGCGUCAGCUUUCAACGUGUAGAUAUUUUUGUUGUAUUUUGUAAAUAAUGGCUUGAAUUGAGCGUAGAUUUGUUGAGGUCAGAGGUGAGAGCUCGGCCUUAAUCAACCCUGCUGCAUUAUGGGUAGAAGGGUAAAAAUGGCGUUGCGUGAGAUGAGACUAUUUACAGUUUUCACUCUUUCAUUUGCUGUGAAAAUUUCCCUUUUUCUUUUUUUUUUUUUUUUGAACGUGUCAGGUGAAUUUGCUAGCUCAAAUGUUUAGCCGCCUAUCAGGUAUCAAAGGAGAUUAUUUAACUUGUGACUGAGCUCUUGUGACACCUGUAAUGUUUCUGUCUCUGACAGUUCACGCACCUUUUCUGUAUUUUUUAUAAAAAGAUGCACACUUAAACAGGAUGUACCAUUUCAAACACAUCUUGAGUCCAGGUUUGAACCACAUCUGGUCCGUGAACGCAGCACGCAGCAAUGUAGUCGUAAACAAGACAUAAGAUGAAACUGACAUCCUUUUUAAGUGUGUGCAUCUGAAAAACAAGAUAAAUCUGUAAUUUGGAGCAUACAGAAGGAUGGCCGGCCCAGACAGUUAAACAGACUGGCACAUUGGAGUGUGAAUACCCUGGAGACAAAUUCUAGUGACUGGUGAACAUACAGUAGGAUAUACAGUAUAUGAUAUGAUAUAAUAUGACAUUCUGGUUAAUGUUGAAGUUAUGAGAAGCAUGAACGGCUGUCAAAAUGGUUUACUCUACAAUAUAAUAUUGCAAAAUAUUUUGUAUUUCAAAUGAAGUUUAAAAAAAUGAAAUAAAUGUUGGUUUCAGGA